AUGACUAAAGGUAAAUUUAAUAUUUUUGAAUUCCUCAAUGAGUACCAAAAAUACCCUUGUCUUUGGGAUAAAAGCCACAGCAGUUACAAAAUUAAAGCCGAACGAAAUUUAGCAUUACAAAUGAUUUUACCAUCAUCUGGGCUGGCUAAUAUUAAUGAACUUAAACGAAAAAUAAGAAUUGUGAGGUAAGUUUAAAUGUACUAGUUCAAAUAGUUUUAAUGCAAAAAAAUGUUAACAAUUUUCUUAUUGUAACUUGUUAACUUUUAGAUGUACUUAUAAUCAAGAAUUGGUAAAAAUGAAGUCUAUUACAAGAAUAAAUUCCAAUUAUAAGCCAAAAUUAGUGUGGUUUGAGCUUGCUCACAGUUUUCUCAAUAAAAAUGUUGAAGAAAAUGAAAAAAUCGAGACUAAUUUGGUAAUUUAGGAAAUAUUUUACCUUUACAGAUUUUUAUUUGUUUUUAAUUAUUAGAUAUAGAAUUUUGAUAAGUACUAGUUACAAAAAUUAGGGAAAUUAUCCAGUUUGGGCCGAAGUUGGUUUUUCAUUUACCCUUUUCCAAAUGUAUAAUGCUUUUUUUAACUACUACCUAUCUAGUUUCCUAAUUUUUAAUUUUCUGGUAAAUAGGUAAUCAUUGAUUAAAAAGAAAAGAACCAUUAAUCACUAUUAUUAUUAUACUCUCAUUUUUUUAAAAAUAAAACAUGCCAUUACCCAAUAACAGCUUUGAUUAGAAUAUUCAUUAGCUUAUUUUCUUUAAUUGCUUUUCUUAAAUAAGAUUAGUACAAUUUUUAAUAAUCCAAAAUAAUCUAAUAGUAUAUGCAUUUAUGUAUUUAGGUGCAUCUAAAUGCAUACCUAGAAAGUUUUUGGAGCAUUUAAAAUUAUACACAUAAUUGCAUAUCAGCUCAUAGUAUCUAAUUGGACAUAAUAGUGAUUCAACAAUUUAAAUCUUUCCCCUCCUUUAUUGAUAAUAUUUUUGGCUAUAUUUAAAGAAUAAUUAUGUACAAAACUUAUUAUUAAAUGCAAGUUUUUUCACAAAAAGAACAAAAUUUAGAAUAUCUUCUUUAAAAAUGUCUGUGUUAAACAUUAUUAUAUAUUAAUUUAUAUUAAACUUUUGGAAUUUUAGACAACUUUUUCAAAUAAAGCAACAUCCGGAACAAAAUCUGUAUCUUUUAAGAUACGAUACAAUCAAUUUGAAGCAUUUUUAGUUUUAACCACUAUAAAUUAUUAUCUAAAUAAAUAAUAAUAAAUAUUAGAUAAAUUACUGCUGAAUAUUAACUACCGCAAUUUUUACUAACCAGAACAAUAUUUAAUCAAAAAAAGGAUUUUAGGGUUAAAUUGUUAAAAUGGUCAAAUCAUACUCCAAGUAAAUUAUUACCAUUUGGAGAUUCUACAUUUUUUAAGGUAUGGCCAUAAAAAAAAUCAAACCAUAUUUUACUCAUCUAAAAAAAAAUGUAGUAGUCAAAAUAGCUUAAAAAUUAAAAAAUAUAUUAUAAAAGUUAUAAAAUAUUUAAUUUUAAAAAAAAAAUUCCUAUACAGUUCAUGGAAUAUUUUAUAGAUAUGUCAAACAUUUCUAUAAAUAUAGAAAAAUACAAUAAGUUCAAGUAGACAUAAGUUAACAUUAUCUAAUUUUGUUAUGUAUACACACUGGUUAGGGGAUGGGACAAAACAUAUUUUGAAAUUGAAAAUUAAAGAAAACAAAUACUCUACUACAUGGUUAUCAAUGUAUAUUGUAUUAAUUAUAUCAGGCUUAACCUGAAAUUGAAGUCUGUGUAUACCUUUGCAUCUAUGCAAAUAAAAUUAAUACAAUUUUAAACUUUACUAGCGCUUGAGGUUAAUUUAUAAUAAGGAAAUAAUUUGAUCUGCUGUUAAAUAUACACUUACACUAUUGUAAUAUGUUAAAUAAAGUUGGGAAGUUCUAAAUAGAAUCAAACCCAGAAAUUAUUAAGUAUUGUUUGAGUGAAUCAAUAUUAAAUAAAUAAUUUGCUUAAUUAUAUUAUUUAAAUGCAUGUGUUCCCUAAAAAUUAAUUUUACAAUUAUUUAUCAAACUUUAGGUAUUGAAUGUUACUGAAAGUAAUGAUACAACGUCAGAAGAAAGUUAUGAUUUCUCACAAACAUUACCAUUUUUAACACAGUGCCAGUAUGAUGAAAAUGGUAUAAAUAUAACCACUACUACACAACAUUAUAUUAUAUAGGUAUAAAACAAAUUAUAAAAUAAUUAAUAUUCUUAAAUUUACAGAAAGGACUAUGUUAAAUAACCAACAAGAAUUAAGCAGUUCUCUUGACGACGCAGUUAAGGCAUUAAAAUGUGCAUACUCAGAAUAUCAAGAAUCAACAUCUAAUGAGUUUCAUACAUUUGGCAAACAUGUAGCAGUGCAACUGGAAAAACUACCUUUAGUAGAAUCACUUAAGUUACAAGCUGAAAUUCAAAGUCUAUUAACUCAGGCUCGUCUGCGUACAAUGAAUGGUAUAUAAUGACUUCUCUUAAUUAGUGUAGGUAUAUAUUUCUAUAAGUGUAUUAUUUUUAUUUUUGAAUAAAACUAAAACUUCUGAAAAUUAUUUAAUAAUUUUAUCGAUUAUAAAUGAUUUCCUAAUUAAAUUUCUACUUUUAUGUAAACAGUAAACUAGGAAAUAGAGCAGUGAACUGGUGACUAAUAAUUUAUUGACAUUUAAUAGGUACAGUUUGCACAAGACAAAGUAUUAAUUAUUAUUAUUCAUAAAUUGUAGAACUAACAACUAAAUAAAGAAAAAAAAAUGACAGUAAUCAUGGUUAUAGCCGUGUAGAUAUUAUGUAACCUAUUAAUAUCAAUAAAUUUAAAUACCUGGUAAAUUAAGACACAAAAUGUUAAUUAUGAACCUACAAAAUAAAAUACAGAUGUGAAUUAUUUAUUUAAAUGUUUUGUCUUAUGUUAUGUAUGAACCAUUAAUUUACUUUCAUAAUAAUCACACAAAACUCAAUGUGGAAAUAAAUUAAAAAUUAUAUUGCUUAUAUUUUGUUGCUCUAAAGAUUUCAUUUCAUUUUCAAAUAAUUAAAUCAAUAUACAUCUAUCUAAAACUAAAAAACACAAAUGAUCGACAAAUGUUCGCUGAAAGAUAAUCAAUAUAUUUAUAUGAGUUGAUAUACACCUAUGCAAAACAUAAUGCUGAUACUUUUAAAUAAUUUGUUGUAGUGCCACCAUGCAAUAUUUUAAUAGGAUACCUGCAUAAUAUUUUAAAAUAAGAAAAAUAUACUAAAUAGGUGUAAAUAUAUCUAUUAAUAUUAUAAUAUAAUAUAUGGUAUUGACUAUUAAAUAAUACUAAUUGCAUUCAAGUAUAAUGCUUGUCAAAAAAGAAUAUAUAUUCUCCAUUAUUUUAUACAAUGAAUGAUUCAAUAAAACAAAUGCAUGUCUGUAUAAAUUUUUUGAAGUAAUCUUUAACUAUCAAAACCUAAGUUUGAUAAUAGAAAAAAAUUAAAUGAAAUCAAAAUCUAUUCCAUUUUCAUUACAAUAUCACAUAUUUUAAUCUGUGUUUAAAAAUUGUAUUUAUAAUAAUAAAUUGGAUAAUUAAUUAUGAUGUAUAAGGUAUGGUUUAUGCCAAUAGAUAUUAUGACUGAGAAAUUUUAUCAGUAGGACUCACGAAAAAUGAGUGCUGACAACUAAUUGUAGAGUUCAAAUAGUGGGGUUCUCAAUGUUGUGUUAUCAUUUUUUUUUUGCAUCGUUUCAUGAGUUAUGUCCCAUAAUAUUUUUAAUUUCAAAGGGGUCAAGGGGACAUAUGUUUGCAGCUGUUGGGUAUAAUUGCUACUGGAAACGCAGCCACUAGCACUCACUUUUCAUAAGCCUGAAUAUAGUUACGUUGAGAAGAAAAACACCAAAAAAAUAUAAUGGACAAAAGAAAUAGAAAUUUAGGUGUUAAGUAUAUGAUUCAGAAAACCAAUCUGAUCAAAUUAACUUAUUCUAUUUAUAUUUAUAUUGUUUACAGGAGGUUUUUCAAAUCCGAAGAAAUUAUUCAAAUAA
Molecule: messenger RNA, 3981 nt
Organism: Cinara cedri
Lineage: Eukaryota; Metazoa; Arthropoda; Insecta; Hemiptera; Aphididae
Source: the annotation of a GenBank genome assembly